CACCAGUGAAUGCUCUCAGUAGAAAUAACCCAGCAUACUUUUUCCAAGGGUCUAACAUUCGUGGAAUCAAUUCACUGAGCAGAGAAUAAAAAAUAAGAAGAAACAACAAGGCUUUGUCAGUGAUGAAAUCAAUUUAAGACUGGAUUGGGAAGCUGUGCGAGGCAGAAGUCCAAAUGUGGUGGCUGGAUCCUGAGCAUCCUCAAAAAUAAUCCACCUCUGGGCAGGAGUGGAAAACAUGGAGUCUGUCCUGGCAGAGUCUCAGUAUUCUUCCCUGUGAUCUGCCGAUGGAGUUACUCCCCCCUCUCUGCUGUUCCACUACCAUCUCUCACAAGUUUCCCUGGAGUAAGAAAUCAAGAUGCUCCUUAAGGAAAGGAUCCCUGCCCAGGACACAUGAUGGAGCACCGUGGACAAGGGCUCCACGCUGAAGGACAGGACAUGUGGUAGGAGGCAGCACAUCCCACUGAAGAGCGAGAGCUGGUCGUGCUGCACAGCCCGGGGUGCUGUGGGAGGGACAGGACAUGUGCCACCUCAGCUGCCUCCUCUCGGGACUCCUCCUCAUCCUCAGCACCACCAGCACCGAUGGCUUUGCCCGGGGAGGCCGCAGGGUCUGUGCUGCGGCGCCGCAGAGCCAGGCGGGCGCCUACACCGAGUCCCACGUCCAGCCCGUCUACCAGCCCUACCUCACCACCUGCCAGGGCCACCGUGUCUGCAGCACCUACAGGACCAUCUACAGAGUUGCCUAUCGGCAGAGGUACAGGCAGCUGCCCGAGCCCGUGGCCUCGUGCUGUCCCGGCUGGAGCAGAGCGAACACUCACACGCUCAGCUGUAACAGAGCUCUCUGCUGGGUGCCGUGCCAGAACGGUGGGAGCUGCACCUUUCCUGGCAGAUGUGCCUGCCCACCCGGCUGGACGGGGCGAGCCUGCCAGACAGAUGUGGAUGAAUGUGCCAGCCAGAGCCAUGGCUGCAGCCAGCUCUGCGUCAACACAGCUGGGAGCUACCGCUGCACGUGCCAGGAUGGCUUUGCCCUCGCUGCUGAUGACAAGGACUGCCGGCCCCUGGUGCCAGUGCCCGAGAUGGACACCUUCAGCCAAGCAGGUCCCUCCAAUGAAGUGAAGGAAGAAAUGAACGACCUGAGGAGCCGAGUGGAAGCGCUGGAGCAGAAACUCCAGCUGGUGCUGGCCCCUUUCCACAACCUCAUGCCAUCAGCGCCGGAGGAUGUCGGCACAGACCCCAUCAGCCGACUGUCCCACUCCCUCCAGCAACUGGACAGAAUUGACUCCCUGAGCGAGCAGAUCUCUUUCCUCGAGGAGCGGCUGGAAACGUGUUCCUGCAAGAACGAACUCUAGCUGAACACCCGAGGCCUUGGAACAAGCCGAGUGCAUCCGCAGCUCUUAUCUCACUCUCCAGCCCCAGGCUGGGGACAAAGCCACAUCAUCUACAGGAAGGCACAGGGUACCAGGAGAAGGCUGGUUUCCCAUCAGCAUCUCCAUAAUUUUCUCUUCCAGCUCACCUUAUCAAAGGUCACGCAGUUACUUCCAAACUGGAUUCCGAGCCCUCCACAUCUCCCCCCUUUCCUGCUGGAGAGGCAGCAAAUAAAUGCCUUACCUCGUGCCACGAGUGCCUGGCUGUGCCAGACUGCCU
This is a messenger RNA of Manacus vitellinus (golden-collared manakin), 1641 nucleotides long. RefSeq names its product EGF like domain multiple 7 (gene EGFL7). The transcript has 10 exons. Gene Ontology annotation, molecular function: calcium ion binding; signaling receptor binding. NCBI's taxonomy places the organism in Eukaryota, Metazoa, Chordata, Aves, Passeriformes, Pipridae. The coding region runs from base 519 to 1346 and encodes 275 amino acids. Gene Ontology annotation, cellular component: extracellular region; cell surface. The record is from RefSeq and is a predicted model, not a curated record. Gene Ontology annotation, biological process: anatomical structure development.